AAGUGUAACGAUGCCUGUUCCUGCUUCUUGCACCGUCCUGGUCAUUGGCGGCGGGCCCGGAGGCACAUACGCAGCCUCGACGCUGGCGCGGGAAGGCGUCGAUACGGUGUUGCUUGAGGCGGAUGUUUUCCCAAGAUAUCACAUUGGCGAGUCGAUGCUCGCAUCGAUCCGAUACUUUCUUCGCUUCAUUGACCUCGAGUCCAAGUUUGACAAGCAUGGCUUUGUUAAGAAACUGGGAGCAUCGUUCAAGCUGAACGACAUGCCGGAAGCUUACACAAACUUCAUCGCCGUCAACGGCCCCAACGGUUACGCCUGGAACGUGAUUCGUUCCGAAGCAGACCUGCUGAUGUUUCAACAUGCUUCGGAAUGCGGCGCCCGUACCUUUGACGGGACCAAGGUUGAGUCAAUCGAGUUUGACCCUGCGAGUACCACCACCGGACAACAGCGGCCCAUCGCCGCCAAGUGGGCUCGCAAGGACGGAUCGUCUGGGACGAUCAGAUUUGACUACCUCGUCGAUGCGAGCGGGCGUGCUGGAAUCAUGUCGACCAAGUACCUGAAGAACCGCAAGUUCAACGAGGGGCUGAAGAACGUCGCCAGUUGGGGCUACUGGAAAGGGGCCAAGACGUAUGCUCCUGGAACGGAACGGGAAGGGCAGCCUUUCUUCGAGGCGUUAGGCGACCAGAGCGGGUGGUGCUGGGCUAUUCCGUUGCAUGAUGGCAGCGUAUCCGUCGGCAUCGUCAUGCGACAAGACGAGUCGGCCAAGCGCAAGAAGGCAUCCGGAUCGCAGGGUUCGGUCGAGUUCUACAAGGAAUGCCUCGGCCUAUCCCCCAUCAUCUCAGACCUGCUCGCCCCUGCAGAGCUCGUGUCGCCCGUCAGAUCGGCGUCGGACUGGUCGUACAGCGCGUCAUGCUAUGCGGGCCCAAACUUCCGCAUCGUGGGCGAUGCCGGGUGCUUCAUCGACCCCUUUUUCAGCUCGGGCUUGCACCUCGCCAUUGCCGCUGGCCUGUCGGCUGCCAUGACCAUCCAGGCUGCUAGACGGGGUGAUUGUGACGAAACAGCUGCAGCCAAAUGGCAUUCAAACAAGGUCACUGAAGGCUACACGCGGUUCCUGCUGGUUGUCAUGAUGGCGCUGAAGCAGAUUCGCAGGGGACUGGAGCCCGUGCUGAACGACUUUGACCAGGAGGGCUUUGACCGGGCGUUCGGCUUCUUUACACCUGUCAUCCAAGGCCUAGCUGACGCCGACGUAGGCGGCAAGCUGACGCAGGAGCGGGUCUCGGAGACGGUGGCGUUCUGCCUGAACGCGUACAACCAGAUCACGCCGCAGGCCCGCAACGCCGUGCUCGACAAGCUGGAGCGCGUCAGAGCGGACCCGUCGAGGGAGACGAAGGAGGACCUGGAGAAGCUUACCGAGGAGGAGCUGAAGAUCCUCAAGACGAUCCGUGCCCGCCAGAUGAUCCGCACCGAGGACACGCUGAACAUUGAUCACUUUGCCGAGGAUGCGAUUGAUGGGUAUGCGCCUAGGUUGAAGCGUGGUGAAUUGGGGCUGGCAAAGGUUGAGCAGCAAAGCGCGAUCCCGAAGUAUACAGAGAGUUUGCUGGAUGUGCUCAAGGGGGCUGAGGGUGAAGUGGAAAGGGUUGGUCACCGGCCUGAGGCUGUCUAGCUGACACAGAAUUGGUAGCUGGCUUUAGUGGCUUAUGCGGGACUGCUUGACUACUAGCAGUGCCGUGGUGCUACAUUGUGGAAUGGAUUAUCGAAGCCCUCGAUGGAUUCGAGUAUUAUCCAGGUUCUUUCCAGGAUAGAAUCUCUACCUUAGACCAACACAUGCAGUCGAUACGCCACCGGUAGUACUACACACAGCACUACUAGUAUAUGCCGAUUUGAGUCCCCAGUCAUUUUGGCCCAGGGGCAGCGACAUAGCAGGACACAGCUU
Molecule: messenger RNA, 1930 nt
Organism: Canariomyces notabilis
Lineage: Eukaryota; Fungi; Ascomycota; Sordariomycetes; Sordariales; Chaetomiaceae
Product: FAD/NAD(P)-binding domain-containing protein
Exons: 7
Coding region: 11-1660 (549 amino acids)
Molecular function (GO): FAD binding
Source: RefSeq, a predicted model, not a curated record